Messenger RNA from Ananas comosus (pineapple), 598 nucleotides. RefSeq names its product STS14 protein-like. The transcript has 2 exons. The record is from RefSeq and is a predicted model, not a curated record. Bases 1 to 582 code for a protein of 193 amino acids. Lineage: Eukaryota; Viridiplantae; Streptophyta; Magnoliopsida; Poales; Bromeliaceae.
AUGGCUAGCUGUAUGUUCAUGGCUUUGCGAGCGCAUGGCCGUUUUCUCCUCUUCUUGGCUCUCGUCGCGUGCGCGGAUCGUGCCCCGGUCACCCGGCCCGAGCCCGUCGCAUCGCUAAUGGGCUCCCCUGCAGCCCAGCCCAAUGCUGCCGCGGACGAGUUCCUCACAGUCCAAAACCAGGCCCGCGCCGCUGUCGGCGUUCCGCCGUUGCAGUGGAGCACCGACUUGGCGGCGGAGGCGAGCAAGAUGGUGCAGUACCAGAAGGAGCAGAAGGGGUGCGACUUUGUAGACAUGAGCUCUAGCCCGUACGGGGCCAACCAGGCGUGGACCAGCUACCCGCCGAGCCCAGCGGAGGUGGUGGGGUCGUGGGUGGCACAGGGGAAGUACUACAACCACGACGACAACACGUGCGACACCGAUGCGGCGCAGGGCGACUGCGGCACCUACACGCAGGUGGUGUGGCGGCGGACGGCGGCGGUCGGGUGUGCACAGGCCACGUGCGCCGGCCAGCAGGAGGGGGCCACCAUCAGCCUUUGCCUCUACAAUCCGCAUGGGAAUGUGCAGGGCCAGAGACCCUACUAGCUAGGGCCAACUUUUU